AUGUACUGGGGUGCUGGCUUCGCUUCCUCCCGGCCGUGCGUGGUUGAACUCGGGCAGAACCACAGCCUGCCCCUCGGGCUGUGCGGCUCCGAUGAACACCAGUCUCUAUAUGGCUGUCUCGUCGCCUUCCCUCUGCAGGACUACGGCGGGAUCAUGUCGGCACUGGGCUCGGACUCCUGGUGGAAGAAGACGCUGUACAUCACCGGCGGUGCCCUCCUCGCAGCAGCAGCCUACCUACUGCACGAGUUGCUGGCCAUCAGGAAGGAGCAAGAGUUGGAUUCUAAAGAUGCCAUUAUCCUUCACCAGUUUUCAAGGCCAAAGAAUGGCGUGCCCAGCCUCUCACCGUUCUGCCUGAAGAUAGAGACCUACCUGCGCAUGAUGGAUCUGCCCUACCAGAACUAUUUUGAUGGGAAGCUGUCACCACAGGGCAAGAUGCCCUGGAUCGAGUACAAUCACGAGCAAGUGUCGGGGUCAGAGUUCAUCGUGGACUUUCUGGAAGAGAAGCUGGGUGUCAACCUUAACAGGAACCUUACCCCACAAGAGCAGGCGGUGUCUCGUGCCAUCACCAAAAUGGUAGAGGAACACCUCUACUGGACCAUAGCCUACUGCCAGUGGGUGGACAACCUGGAGGAGACCCAGAAGCUGCUGGCGAUGAGCGGCCCACUGAGUGACACCCUGAAGUGGCUCCUCAGCCACCUGAAUGGCAGCAUGGUGCGCAGGGAGAUGUACGGCCAUGGGAUUGGACGCUUCUCCAAGGAGGAGGUCUACACCCUGAUGGAGAAGGACAUGAGGACACUGGCUACCCUGCUGGGCGAUAAGAAGUAUUUUAUGGGAGCUAAGAUGUCAACAUUAGAUGCCACAGUGUUUGGACAUCUCGCCCAAGCUAUGUGGACCCUGCCUGGCACGCGACCAGAACAGCUCAUCAAAGGUGAGCUGAUCAACCUGGCCAUGUUCUGCGAGCGCAUGCGGAGGAGGUUGUGGCCGGAGUGGUUUGCUGAUGUGGAGGACCUGUACUAUGAUGGAGAAAGUGAGAGCAGUGCUGGUGGCUCCAGUACAGGCCAUCUGGACUUUGGUCUGUUUUCCAGGACUGACACCUUGGAUGACAGUGACGCGAGCAGCAAUUCAGCCGCACAAACACACACACACUCGCCAGACUCGGACCACUCUCUGUUUGACUCAGACGUAGGCACGGGGUCUGAUAAUGAAAUUCCUCUUAAGGAGGAAUCAAUCCCAGACCUGGACAUUUGA
Lampris incognitus (smalleye Pacific opah) is the source of this 1248-nucleotide messenger RNA. It is a transcript of the gene faxcb, whose product is annotated as failed axon connections homolog, metaxin like GST domain containing b. The record is from RefSeq and is a predicted model, not a curated record. The coding region runs from base 1 to 1248 and encodes 415 amino acids. Gene Ontology annotation, cellular component: cytoplasm. The transcript has 6 exons. NCBI's taxonomy places the organism in Eukaryota, Metazoa, Chordata, Actinopteri, Lampriformes, Lampridae.